GGCAGCCUUCCUACGGGGCAGAGCAGAAACAGAAACAGAGAUAAUAAAAACCCCGAAAGGACACCCUUCUCUCUCUUCUUCUUCGUUCCGCGUUCCCGAAUUCCACUCCGCAGACCCGACCCUUCCGCACUUGCUUCCCUCCCUCUGCAGCAUAUCAGCCAUGUCGCCUCCCUCCUCCAGCAGCAAGCACUCCGAGUCGGGCGUUGCUCGUCUCUGCGGUUCCGGAACCUCUGGAUUCCUCGAGCUCAUGAUCUUCCAUCCCAUCGACACCGUCGCCAAGCGCCUCAUGAGCAACCAGACUCGCCUCUUCGUGCCUGGUCAGCCCACCUCCGUCGGUAUCGCCAACACGAACAAGGUCAUCUUCAAGGAUGCAGCCAACGCCGCAUUUUUGAAGAGAUAUGCCUCCCUGUUCCCCGGUCUCGGAUUCGCAGCCGGCUACAAGAUUAUGCAGCGUAUCUACAAGUUCGGUGGUCAGCCCUUCGUAAACGAGUUCCUGAACCGCAACUACAAGAGCUCGUUCAACGGCGUCUUUGGCGAGAAGACCGGCAAGACGAUCAUGCACGCCACUGCCGGAUCGGUGGUCGGAAUCGGUGAGAUUGCUCUCUUGCCCCUGGAUGUCCUUAAGAUCAAGAAGCAGACCAACCCCGAGGCCUUCCGUGGCCGUGGUCUUUUCAAGAUCGUCAAGGACGAGGGAUUCGCCCUCUACCGUGGUGCUCUUUGGACUGCUGGUCGUAACGCACCUGGAUCGUUUGCGCUGUUUGGAGGAAGUGCAUUCGUCAAGGAGUGGAUCUUUGGAUUGGAGGAUUACAGCAAGGCGACGUUCUUCCAGAACUUCUGCGCGUCGAUCGGAGGAUCGAUUGCGUCGAUCACGGUUGCGGCCCCAUUGGAUGUGGUCAAGACCCGUAUCCAGAACCGUAACUUUGACAAUCCCGAGGGCGGCAUGAGCAUCAUCCGUAACAUGGUCCGCAACGAGGGCUUUGGUGCGUUCUUCAAGGGUCUGCUGCCCAAGAUCUUGGUCGUCGGACCCAAGCUGGUCUUCUCGUUCACGAUCGCACAGCAGCUGAUUCCUUUGUUCCACCAUAAGUUUGAGGAGAUGGGUGUCACCAACCUCGGCAACACCGUCAAGCCUGUCCAGCUUUAAAAUCCGACCCAUUUUUUUUACUAUAGACAUCUAGACAGCCUUAGAUCAAUGGACUUUAGUGACCUGUCAUCUUUUUUUCUCAUUCUUCAUCCUCAUUCUUCAUCCUCAUUCUUCAU
This is a messenger RNA of Gamsiella multidivaricata, 1257 nucleotides long. Its product is annotated as mitochondrial carrier domain-containing protein. Gene Ontology annotation, cellular component: mitochondrion. The transcript has 3 exons. The coding region runs from base 161 to 1141 and encodes 326 amino acids. The record is from RefSeq and is a predicted model, not a curated record. Gene Ontology annotation, molecular function: guanine nucleotide transmembrane transporter activity. Lineage: Eukaryota; Fungi; Mortierellomycota; Mortierellomycetes; Mortierellales; Mortierellaceae.